AUGCUUGGACGUGAGAAUCCUGACACGCUUACUAGUGUCGAUAACCUUGGCUUAGUUCUCUCUAGGCAAGGGAAAUAUGAUGAGGCGGAAGCGAUACACCGACGGGCAUUAGAAGCACGAGAGAAGGUACUUAGACGGAAAUAUGACGAGGCGGAAGCGAUAUACCGACGGGCGUUAGAAGCACGAGAGGAGGUACUUAGACGUAAGUAUCCUAAUACGCUUACUAGUAUUAGUAAGCUUGGUAAUAUUCUCUCUAGCCAAGGGAAUUAUGAUAAGGCGGAAGCGAUAUACCGACGGGCACUAGAAGGAUAUAAAGAGGUGCUUAGACGGAAAUAUAACGAGGCGGAAGCGAUAUACCGACGGGCGUUAGAAGCACGAGAGAAUAUACUUAGCCGGAAAUAUGACGAGGCGGAAGCGAUAUACCGACGGGCGUUAGAAGUACGAGAGAAUUUCCUUAGCCGGAAAUAUAACGAGGCGGAAGUAAUAUACCGACGAGACCUAGAAGGUAGUGAGAAAGUACUUAGACGGAAAUAUAACGAGGCGGAAGCGAUAUACCGACGGGUACUAGAAGGAUAUAAAGAGGUACUUAGACGGAAAUAUAAUAAGGCGGAAGCGAUAUACCGACGGGCGUUAGAAGUACGAGAGAAUAUGCUUAGCUGGAAAUAUGACGAGGCGGAAGCGAUAUACCGACGGGCGUUAGAAGUACGAGAGAAUAUGCUUAGCUGGAAAUAUAACGAGGCGGAAGCGAUAUACCGACGGGUACUAGAAGGAUAUAAAGAGGUACUUAGACGGAAAUAUAACAAGGCGGAAGCGAUAUACCGACGGGCGUUAGAAGUACGAGAGAAUAUGCUUAGCUGUAAGUAUCCUAAUACGCUUACUAGUAUUAGUAACCUUAGCUUAGUUCUCUCUAGCCAAGGGAAAUAUGACGAGGCGGAAGCGAUAUACCGACGGGUACUAGAAGGAUAUAAAGAGGUACUUAGACGGAAAUAUGACGAGGCGGAAGCGAUAUACCGACGGGCGUUAGAAGCACGAGAGAAGGUGCUUAGACGGAAAUAUAACGAGGCGGAAGCGAUAUAUCGACGAGAUCUAGAAGGUAGUAAGAAAGUACUUAGACGGAAAUAUAACGAGGCGGAAGCGAUAUACCGACGGGUAUUAGAAGCACGAGAGAAUAUACUUAGACGGAAAUAUAACGAGGCGGAAGCGAUAUACCGACGAGAUCUAGAAGGUAGUGAGAAAGUGCUUAGACGGAAAUAUGACGAGGCGGAAGCGAUAUACCGACGAGACCUAGAAGGUAGUAAGAAAGUGCUUAGACGGAAAUAUGACGAGGCGGAAGCGAUAUACCGACGGGCGUUAGAAGCACGAGAGAAUUUCCUUAGCCAAGCACGAGAGAAUUUCCUUAGCCGUAAGCAUCCUAACACGCUUACUAGUAUUAAUAACCUUGGCAAUAUUCUCUCUAGCCAAGGGAAAUAUAACGAGGCGGAAGCGAUAUACCGACGGGUACUAGAAGGAUAUAAAGAGGUACUUAGACGGAAAUAUAACAAGGCGGAAGCGAUAUACCGACGGGCGUUAGAAGUACGAGAGAAUAUGCUUAGCUGUAAGCAUCCUAAUACGCUUAUUAGUAUCGAUAACCUUAGCUUAGUUCUCUCUAGCCAAGGGAAAUAUGACGAGGCGGAAGCGAUAUACCGACGGGCAUAUAAGUAUCCUAAUACGCUUACUAGUAUUAGUAACCUUAGCUUAGUUCUCUCUAGCCAAGGGAAAUAUGACGAGGCGGAAGCGAUAUACCGACGGGUACUAGAAGGAUAUAAAGAGGUACUUAGACGGAAAUAUGACGAGGCGGAAGCGAUAUACCGACGGGCGUUAGAAGCACGAGAGAAGGUGCUUAGACGGAAAUAUAACGAGGCGGAAGCGAUAUAUCGACGAGAUCUAGAAGGUAGUAAGAAAGUACUUAGACGGAAAUAUAACGAGGCGGAAGCGAUAUACCGACGGGUAUUAGAAGCACGAGAGAAUAUACUUAGACGGAAAUAUAACGAGGCGGAAGCGAUAUACCGACGAGAUCUAGAAGGUAGUGAGAAAGUGCUUAGACGGAAAUAUGACGAGGCGGAAGCGAUAUACCGACGAGACCUAGAAGGUAGUAAGAAAGUGCUUAGACGGAAAUAUGACGAGGCGGAAGCGAUAUACCGACGGGCGUUAGAAGCACGAGAGAAUUUCCUUAGCCGUGAGCAUCCUAAUACGCUUAUUAGUUUCUUUCUAGCUAAGGGAAAUAUAACGAGGCGGAAGCGAUAUACCGAUAGGCGGAAAUAUAACGAGGCGGAAGCGAUAUACCGACGGGUACUAGAAGGAUAUAAAGAGGUGCUUAGACUGUCGAUAACCUUAGCAAUAUUCUCUCUAGCUAAGGGAAAUAUAACGAGGCGGAAGCGAUAUACUGACGGGCUGCUCUCUAGCCAAGGGAAAUAUGACGAGGCGGAAGCGAUAUACCGACGGGCACUAGAAGGAUAUAAAGAGGUACUUAGAUAUAAGCAUCCCUCUACGCUUAUUAGUGUACUAGAAGGAUAUAAAGAGGUGCUUAGACGUAAGCAUCCUAACACGCUCACUAGUAUCGAUAACCUUAGUAAUAUUCUCUCCAGCCAAGGGAAAUAUAACGAGGCGGAAGCGAUACACCGACGGGUAUUAGAAGCACAAGAGAAUAUACUUAGACGUGAGCAUCCUAAUACGUUUAUUAGUGCUAGUAACCUUGGCUUAGUACUCUCCAGCCAAGGGAAAUAUAACGAGGCGGAAGCGAUAUACCGACGGGCGUUAGAAGCACGAGAGAAUGUCCUUAGAUCUAAGGAAAAUAUAACGAGGCGGAAGCGAUAUACCGACGAGACCUAG
Messenger RNA from Penicillium verrucosum, 2868 nucleotides. RefSeq lists its product as uncharacterized. NCBI's taxonomy places the organism in Eukaryota, Fungi, Ascomycota, Eurotiomycetes, Eurotiales, Aspergillaceae. Bases 1 to 2868 code for a protein of 955 amino acids. The transcript has 31 exons. Gene Ontology annotation, molecular function: protein binding. The record is from RefSeq and is a predicted model, not a curated record.